Leptopilina heterotoma is the source of this 1880-nucleotide messenger RNA. RefSeq names its product TBC1 domain family member whacked (gene wkd). The record is from RefSeq and is a predicted model, not a curated record. Bases 421 to 1518 code for a protein of 365 amino acids. Lineage: Eukaryota; Metazoa; Arthropoda; Insecta; Hymenoptera; Figitidae. The transcript has 5 exons.
AUACUUAUAUAUCUUCAAUAUACACAAACUUUGCUUCAUUCUCAAUAUACACCAAUAUAACAGGAAUUUUUUUUUAUCUUUCUCUAAAGUCCAUUUGUAAAUGAUCGUGUGUGUUCAUUCCGACAAUUGUCAUUUUCAUCAAACUUCUAAAAAAAAUAUUUCUAAAUUUUAUAUUUAAAAAUAAACAAUUGAUUUUUAUAUGUGUUUUAUAAAUAUAUAUUUCAAUUGUAAAAAAAAAUUGUGAAAGUGUAUGAUUUUGACAUAUAAAUGUGUGUGGGAUGUAAAUAAACGUUGAUAAAUGGAAAUGGAUGCCACAUUGCAUCAAAGAAAUUGUGGAUAAUAAUUUUUUUUUCACGACAUAUUCGUUCAGGAAUCUAGUAUUCAUUGACUGAUGGGCGUUGUGAAAUAUAAUACGAUGCAAUGACUGCUUUAACGGUAGAGAACGUUGAGGAGGAUUUAAAUGCUGAAACAGAAUCAGAGGGGAGUAGCAUUUAUCAAUGUAGUUCUGUCGUCUCGACAGUUCCAGAUCGUCAUGGUUUUUUAGGAGGAUCACAAUACAGUCCAGAGAGGAAACAAGCAAUUUCACCUGAGGUGAUAUUGAGACGUGAACGAAAAUGGAUUCGCAUGUUGAACAAUUGGAAUAUUUUUAUGAGUACAAAUUAUCGAAAGGUAAGAGAGAGAUGUCGAAAGGGAAUUCCACCAUCGGUGCGUUUACGUGCUUGGCUAAAUCUUUGUGGUGGUCAAUUACUUCUCAAUGAAAAUCCAAAUCUCUAUGAGGAAUUAUUAAAUAGACAGGGCGAUCCAAAAUACAUUGAGGAUAUAAAAAAGGAUCUUCAUCGUCAAUUUCCACAUCAUGAAAUGUUCGUUGAAAAUGGUCCUGGACAAAAGGAAUUAUUUCAGGUCCUCAAAGCAUAUUCAAUUUUAAAUAGCAAAGUUGGAUAUUGUCAAGCGCAAGCGCCAAUUGCUGCUUUUCUUCUAAUGCAUAUGCCUGCGGUUCAAGCUUUCUGGUGUUUAGUUGCUGUUUGCGACAAAUAUUUGUCAGGCUAUUACAGUCAAGGCAUGGAAACAUUGCAGAGAGAUGGCGAUAUUCUUUUUGCUUUGCUCAAGAGAGUUUCUCCUGUUGCCUACAAGCAUUUGAAGAAACAAAAAAUGGAGCCAAUUUUGUAUAUGACUGAAUGGUUUCUUUGCGUCUAUACGCGCACAUUGCCAUGGGAAAGUAUUCUACGAAUAUGGGACAUGUUUUUGUGCGAGGGUGUCAAAAUUAUUUUUAAAGUUGGUCUAGUUUUAUUGAAGGGCUGCCUGGGACGAACGUCCAUAACAAAAAAGUGUCCAACGAUGUACGAGACACUUCAGAUUCUUCGAAAUCCACCUUCCGAAAUAAUGGAAGAGGAAGUAUUAGUCUAUGAGAUUCAUAAAUUAAACAUCACCGAAGAGGAUUUCGAAUACGAGCAUCAAAAGCAGAUUCUCAAAAAGAAAAACAAAGAACGAAAAAACGCUUCUUUAAAAAAAAAGGACUGAUUUAUAAAGCUAUCUAGUUUAUAAAGCAAAGAAAAGAAAAAAAAAUAAUACCCGUCACACAAAAAAUGUGCCUUUCAUAAAUGUCGUCUUUUGUACUUGACAUCAAAUUUCGGUGAUUUCUUUUAAUGAACACAUCGAUUAUUUAUUAUAGACAUUAAAAACUUUUCUGGUGAAAAAAAAAUUUUUUUCCAAUAAAUUGAUACCAAAAAAAAAAAAAUGCAAAUACGGCUAAAAAUUACCAUUUUUAGUAUAUAAAAUUAAGAAAUAAAAUAUUAAGAAAAUAUUUUAUUUUCAAUUUGCAAAAUUUAUUCACCGGAGAAGAUUUAAUUUUCUUUUGUUUUAGAAAUAUUUACGUUAUAACC